GCCAAACAGCAGGUGGUGCAGAAGAGAAGCCUGGACAUGGGAUAUACAAAUCUUUGGCUCCCUGACUUCUACACCAGGCAAGCAAGGAGGAGCAAUAAAUGCUAGAUUUAUAUACAGCUCAGGUGUCACAGCAAUAACAUCUUGGGUCAAGGCCUGCUGAAUAGAGAUACACGUGGACUUAAAGAGACAAAUCAGCACUCAAAUCAGAUGACUCAAAAGAGGAGAAAGAAAGCCACCCUUUAAUCUCAGGACCGCACGUGUGAUGUGAAUCGGAGAAGCUGAGGGCCAAUGGCCAUUUAAAGACAUGGAGGCGCUCCUGUUCGGCAUCAAACACCUUUUGGUAGAUGAAACUUGAUGUAAGCAUGGGGUCAAAGAAGCCAUAAAUGAUUCUCUCCACUCACCUGACUUCUGCCAGCAUGCCGUCACAGCAUAGAUGAUUCACCCUUUGAAGAGGCAAAGCUGGGAACUAGCGUGGUGUAACGAUGUAGCAGCUACAGGUGACUUACACGUGGCUUAUGAUUUAGGACAGGCCGACCACAGACAGUAUGGAAGGGCAGACAACUUCUUGGGUCUGGAUAUAUGUAAACAGUACGGAACAACUGAACACUUCAUAUCCAUACAAUGCUACAGACUUGAGCGAAAACUCAGACAAAUACCAAUCAUACAUCGUUGGUCUCUUCCUUUCCUGCCUAUAUACCAUCCUCCUUUUUCCUAUUGGAUUUAUUGGUAACAUCUUAAUCCUGGUGGUGAACCUGAACCACAGAGAGAAGAUGACCAUCCCCGAUCUUUACUUUGUUAACCUGGCAGUAGCUGACCUCAUCCUGGUGGCAGAUUCCCUCAUUGAGGUCUUUAAUCUGAAUGAAAAGUAUUACGACUACGCCGUCCUCUGCACCUUCAUGUCACUUUUCCUGCAGGUCAAUAUGUACAGCAGCAUCUUUUUUCUCACGUGGAUGAGCUUCGACAGGUACAUCGCCUUGGCUAGCUCCAUGAGCAGCAACCCACUGAGGACUAUGCAGCACGCCAAGCUCAGCUGUGGCCUCAUUUGGAUGGCCUCCAUCCUGGCCACACUUCUCCCCUUCACCAUUGUGCAGACCCAACACAGGGGUGAGGUGCACUUCUGUUUCGCCAAUGUCUUUGAGAUUCAGUGGCUGGAGGUAACCAUUGGCUUUUUGGUGCCCUUCUCCAUCAUUGGUCUAUGCUACUCUCUGAUUGGGCGAAUUCUCAUGAGGGCCCAGAAGCACCGUGGACUGUGGCCACGGCGGCAGAAGGCCCUGCGCAUGAUUGUGGUGGUGGUUCUGGUAUUCUUCAUCUGCUGGCUGCCAGAGAACGUCUUCAUCAGCAUUCAGCUACUGCAGGGCACAGCUGACCCAUCGCAGAGGACUGCUACCACCCUGUGGCACGACUACCCGCUCACAGGCCACAUUGUUAAUCUGGCAGCUUUCUCCAACAGCUGCCUCAACCCCAUUAUCUACAGCUUUCUAGGAGAGACCUUCAGGGACAAGCUGCGUCUCUUCAUUAAGCAGAAGGCCAGCUGGUCGGCAGUGAACCGCUUUUGCCACCAUGGUCUUGAUUUACACCUCCCUGUCAGGGGUGAGGUGUCAGAGGUGUGAAGAGAGACAGUUACUUAAGUUACACAAACUUGCGUCAAAUCAAAGUUACGUAUCAGUUUUCUUCAACUGUUAUUUAGCUUUGCCUCAUACAGUAGCUGUGCCAGUGUCUCAGUUAACCUGCUCAAUUUCUGAACAAAAACAUCAAGGAUUUACACCAUGAGAAGGAAAACAAGGUGUUUAGUAAAUAUCAAACACACAAAUACAGUAUAUAAAAUCUAUUUCAUGCUAAUCUCCAAAUUUACUUUUCCUUAAGUUGUCAUUCAUUUUCUGAUGCCAGAAAAUGAAUGACAAGAAAGAUGUUGGUAUGUGCUAUUUAAAGUCCAGCAAAGUGAGAUUAAGAUUAAUAAUAAUAAUAAUAAAUAUGUUACCUGUGUGCUAUGUAUACAUAUAUAUAUAUAUAUAUAUAUAUAUAUAAACAUAGCAUAAGGACGCCUACACAUCCACACCAUCAUGUGGCCGCAUUUGGAACUAAAUUGAUGACACAACAAGUAGCAGUGACCGUCUUUGCUCUCUUCCUGUCUAAGACAAUGCAGUGCCUAUUUAUUUCUGCUUUUAAGUUUUUUCUUUACUUUUGUUGAAAUGUUGCCAUGUUUAGUGAAAGUGGACCUAUUAAACUUAUUUAAAACUCCAGAUUUUUAUGUUUUUACUCUACUGGAGUGACUUUGCAUGAUUCACAGCUCCAAAUAAUCCAUAUUUAUCUCAUACUGGGGGUCAUUCAGCCCCUCAGUUCAACUCCCUGCAAAAAAAGACAUUGUAGCUCCUUUAAGCCAACCUAGUCUUUAUUAGCUGCCCCUCGCAAGCAAAAGAUUUGCAGAUCUAUGUCUGACAGCCAUAUUUGGUAUAACCAGCCUCAUAAAGAGCUAUAAGUAGAUGAAAAUCUACAUUUCUUUUACACGGAUUUAGAAAUCUGAAAUGUUGGCCGUGUUUAACAUGACAGAAAACAAAGAAAAGCAUAAUAGGUCCACUUUAAACAUUCACUGGAGCAUGCAAACACAGGUUCACAAUCUAAUUUAUUGUUAUAAAUAAAGAAAAUGUCCCACUUU
Oreochromis niloticus (Nile tilapia) is the source of this 2653-nucleotide messenger RNA. It is a transcript of the gene gper1, whose product is annotated as G protein-coupled estrogen receptor 1. NCBI's taxonomy places the organism in Eukaryota, Metazoa, Chordata, Actinopteri, Cichliformes, Cichlidae. Gene Ontology annotation, biological process: G protein-coupled receptor signaling pathway; cellular response to estradiol stimulus. The record is from RefSeq and is a predicted model, not a curated record. The transcript has 2 exons. Gene Ontology annotation, cellular component: membrane. The coding region runs from base 546 to 1610 and encodes 354 amino acids. Gene Ontology annotation, molecular function: G protein-coupled receptor activity; nuclear estrogen receptor activity.